AAGGUCUUAAAGAACUUGAAUACCAGCAUACCGUUUGCUUCUUACUUAAUCAGGUAUGUUAUUGUUAAUAUAGUAUUAUUUCAGCCAAUAUUGUACAUUUUACCCCAGUGCAAAUCUCACCAUGAUCAAGUAAUUUUUUGCUUGCCUGGCGUGAAAAUUACAUGGAGAAAAUCAUGUAAUAUACAUGCAGAUAUCCCGGGCAGGGCCGUAGCUAUAGCGGGGAUGUGUGGGGUGUGACAGCCCUCUGAAAACGUCUUUUCGGCAAAAUAACCGUUUUAUCAGCAAAUUACUUUCGUGAUCAUCGAAAAUAAUUGAGUGACUCUGAUUAAAAAUAAUAGUUAUAGCAAAAAUUUUGUUAAAUUUAUGGAAAAUUUUACCGAAAAAUUUAAGAAAACACGGUACAUGAAUUGGAAAGUUAGUGAGUACCCCCCGCACUCCCGAGGAAAAAAUGCAAUAUAUGCAAUAUAAUUAUAUAGAGAAUAAUACAUGGGUGCGCGGAAAUACCAGAUUUAUUUCGAGUGUUGAACAUGAUAUCUCACGAGUGAGCGCAGCGAACGAGUGAGAUAUAAUGUUCAACACAAGAAAUAAAUCUGGUAUUUCCAAGCACCCAUGUAUUUUUCUGUUUAUUAUAUAAAGAACAGUCUUUGAAAAGCGAUAAUUUUUACAGAAAAGCGAUAAUUGAAAAGCGAUAAUUUUCACUUGUGAGAUUAUCAUAAAUAAUCUCACUUAUCACUUUUAUCAGUGCUCGAAAUCUCUAUAAAGCACUGUACUUUAUAUAAUAAAAAUGGUUAAUCAAUUGGUUUCAAGAGUUUUUAUGAACAUUACAGCUAACACAACCAUUCAUUUCAAUUCAUAAUUUUAAAUGUUAAUUUCUGUGGAUUUUAAAUGGUCGAAAAACAGUCACUACUUUAUUAAAACGGACAAAACGGCAUUGUAGUAAUACAAUUGUAUAUUGCAUGCAGUUUGUGUCAUUUAUACAAAUUUUAUUGGUAAAAUGCUAUGUUACGGAAAUCAUGAUUACACAGUGUGCAUGUUACCUAUUAAGUCAGUCAAAAAUCUCUCGACAUUGCAUACUUAUGAAUUUUACUAGUGUUCCUGAAAAUGAGACUAAUGGGUGUUGCUGUAUCACUGACUGAACAGGAAGUGGGAAUGCUUAAAAGAAUGCCUUAACCUCCAUUGAAUACAAAAAUACCCAAUUGCAAAAUUAACAAAAAUACUAUAUUGAAAUUGCACAUCACUGUAAUGUUUAAUCAAUGAUUUAAUAAUGGGUGUAACCUCCACGCUUCUCGAACCUCCAUGCAUCGUCGCCUCCAACCUCGUACCCAGGCUCUUUCCAUGAGUCUGCUCUCCCGCUUUUGAGGUGUAGCCAUCCAUUCAUCCUGCAACAAUUGAGCCAAGUCAGGCAGAGUGCUGUAUUCAGACAGAGCACUUGCGCUUGUCCCAAAGAUGCUCAAUUGGGUUGAAUUCUGGCGAGCUCUCAUGCAGGCCUGCCAGGCCACACCAUUCGUUCUAUAUCCUCACCAGCCAAGACCUUAGUGACUAUUCUCCCCCAGUGCGGGCGGGCAUCCUGUCAAACAUGUAAUGCCAUUCUUCAUACAGCAUUAAGCAACCUAACAUAGGUCUAAUUAGUGUUAGGUCUGAUUAUCAGGGACUCGUUUGUUUAGAUCUUAUGCUUAUAUAUUUAGGGGGAGAUUUUUUAGGGUGUUUAUUAUAAUCUUGAGUUCCAAUCCCUGCAUGACCGUGUAAUUUGCCUACCUGCCUGGUGGAACUUUUUUAGUCUAUUUACUCUAUGAUUUAAUUAAUAAAUGUUUUUAUAUUGACAGUAUCUAAAAGUGGUCUUGUUCUUCAUGAAGCAAAGACUUUUACCAGAGCUGUUUGGUGAGUUGAAUAUCAUUCAUUUAAUGUUUUAAGUUUGUAUUCUAAACUAUCUUGGAGGAAAUUAAGUUGCUGAAUUUCCCUGGCUACGAAUGAAAAACGUUCAGGAAAUAUUAUGAUUGUUUUUACUUUUAGACAAAAACGAAGAUGGUGAAUUAAGGUUUGUUUAUGAAAUACUACUCGUAAAACGUCGCCAUAUGCUUGAGUGAGAGGUCCGGACUCUGGGAUAUUAGUCGAGUUCUUUUUACAAAUGAAAAGACUAAUAUCCUACUGUCCGGACCGAACAAGCUCAGUCAACAGUUAUUUAUUAUAUGGCUAAAAGCAAGAGCAUUUCGAAAAACAAUGUUUGUAAAUGAAGUCAAGAACUAAGUUGCUUACAACAUUAUGUAUUUGAACAUUUAAAACCGGUAACUACGUAUGUCAGCAUUUUAAGUGUUAGAAAAGCGUUUUUAUAACAUGUAAACCACGUUUUAACACAAACUAGAGUGCAGUAGAGUAUUUUAUCUAAAAAUCUAACGUCACGUAUUUAAUUUUUUUUUACUGGAAAAUAAGUUAUAUACGUUUUUCUUCUCGAGCUGUCCAUCUUUAUAAUAGCAGUCCAUACUAUGAGAUCAGUGAGCGGUCCGUACUGCAGGUUACCGACCUCCCAGGAACCAAUCAAAAUGCUGCAUUUUGUAUACGGACCGCCUUGCCAUAUAAUAAAUACUACUAAUAGUACCGUGGAAUCCGGGUGACGGUCUAGUGAUCGAAAUUUUCGAUUGUCUUUUCAUUGUCUUGAAAAUCCCCAACCUCGUUCCCAGGGCGUCUGCGCUUAUUGCUCCCUGGGUACGAGGUUGGAAACUCCCUCAAUCCAGUCACUCAUUACAAAUGUUUCUGCUUGGAAUGUUUGAGAUUUUUUUUAGUUUAAUGUUUCAUGUAGAUAGUUUUCACGAGUUUCUUUAUUUUCACUAUUUUAGUUCCCAGUACUACCCAGGGGACGUUCUUGCUCGACAAUAUGGCUUGCGAAGAAGGGAACUGCAACUGCCGAAUGAGUAA
Messenger RNA from Paramuricea clavata, 2910 nucleotides. Lineage: Eukaryota; Metazoa; Cnidaria; Anthozoa; Malacalcyonacea; Plexauridae. The record is from the annotation of a GenBank genome assembly.